Molecule: messenger RNA, 2012 nt
Organism: Branchiostoma floridae (Florida lancelet)
Lineage: Eukaryota; Metazoa; Chordata; Leptocardii; Amphioxiformes; Branchiostomatidae
Exons: 7
Coding region: 360-1196 (278 amino acids)
Biological process (GO): regulation of G protein-coupled receptor signaling pathway; cellular response to hormone stimulus; receptor internalization
Cellular component (GO): signaling receptor complex; cell surface; membrane
Molecular function (GO): coreceptor activity
Source: RefSeq, a predicted model, not a curated record
CACAAAGUAGCCUCUGAUUAACGUCCACUUCCCGAGAUAGAACCUUCUCAUGAAUUAUUCUAACACCCACGGCGUAGGAACCCCCAGUGUCGAACAUGUUACCGGUACGUAGGCAGAAAAUGCCAUGCUUAUUCGGGAGAAUUAAAGAUACGUGUCUUGUGUAGAGACAACAGUGCCUUCAGAAACGCCCAGAGAGUGGCGAACUGCUCAAGGAAUGAACUGACAGUGCCACAGGGGUUAGGGACAGGCUUAGAAGCUUGGCUCUUUUGCAGGGUUGGGCACAAGUGAGCCGAUUCUAUCUGAGCAUCUUCUCUGCCAAGACGGGAGGAUCUGAAAAUACCUUACAGACUCCUGGCGCCAUGAGAAGAAACAACUACACCUUCAUCUUCAACUUGAUUUCCUUCCUUCUGGCAGCGUCCUUUUCUCUAAAGGAGGUGGGCAGCACGUGUAUGUACAGUGAGCGGACCAGUCUGAAGAUCCAGGCCCUGGAGAGAGGGGUGUUCCCCGGCAGUGAAGAACAUCUGCUCACGGACAAUGAUACACUGCUCUGCAGUCAGUACAGGGACUUCGUGUUGUGCUCCAGCUAUGUCCUACAUCAGGAACCCGGAUGUUCGCUAAGAGACCUUCCUACAGUCUUCCCGACAUUCUACACGUAUCAGGACACUGUGGGGCCAGACUGUUACCUACCGGGCAGAGGAAGUUACGCCGUCCAUCGGAUGACGUCACUGCAGAUAGACGGGUGUAAGAGGUACGUGUGUCUGGGGAUGUUACAGAACUGCAGUGACGUCUUCCUGGGGAAGGUAGCUACCAUGGACCAGGACAGCCUCUGUACAUGGCCGGGCGAUCAGUUGGGGGUGUACAUGGAGUUAUAUGACUGCGUUGACUACGCCCAAGCUGUGACCAACUACACGGAAAGCCUGCUAGCAGACGAGGUGUUGAAGAGGGUGCACGAGACUGCGUACGGCCACUGCAAGGGCAAAUACAAGCGGGAACGAGAGCCGUUCGACCCGCCUGACUCCAUCUUCGCCGUCUGCGUCUCGGUGCCCGCCUUCCUGACGUUUGUAGCCGCGGUGGUGCUAGCGUCCUGGGACUACAUCCGAGGAAAGCAGUCCACCGGGGAGUCUGGACGUACCGAUACGUUCUCUAUGGACCGCGUCAUGGUGACCAUGGACUUGAAACUGCCGGGAUCACAAUAACACAGUCAGUUUUGAUAGCCAUGGACUUCCAUGACAUUUCUAUAGAUAUGGACAUAUAGAAGAACUUCAAGUCGUGAUGGAAGGUUUACCACAACAUAAAGGCUCACUUUAGGUGAAUCAAUGCCGCUGUGAGUCACAGUGUGGCGCUCUUAAACCAUGACAUUUCUAUAGAUAUGGACAUAGAAGAACUUCACGUUGUGAUGGAACUUGGAAGGUUACCACAGCUCACUUUAGAUGAGUCAAUACCGCUGGGUGUCGCAUUGUGGCACUCUUAGACCAGGGGGAGCAUUCUUGGUUGCUUUACUUGUGUGGUAGAAGGACUUGUAAUACGAUUGUAUCUAGAAUCUGUUAUCACUAUUGUAUUAUAUGGACAGGUAUCAAUACAAAGCCGGAUACAUAACAGUAUAAUCAAGGAAAAGGCCCAAGGAUGGCCAAUCAGCCUAAAGUAAAGGCCCAAGGAUGGCCAAUCAGAACCAAGGAGAGGCCUGGCACCUAAAGAUGGCCAAUCAGUAACAAUGAAAGGUCUGGGAAUGGCCAAUCAGCACCAAGGAAAGGCCCGAUGAUAGCCAAUUAGAAGCUAGGUAAGGCCUUGAAAUGGCCAGUCAGCAUUACGGAUAAUUAACUAAUGUGAAUUUGUACAUGUAAUAGAAAUGGAAUGAAGAAUAAGCUUAAGGCCGCUGGUCGGUUAUCUGUUGAAUAAAGCAAUUCAAAAUCUAAUACGUUAAUUAUAAUGCUUGAAUUUCAAUAUCAAUGUGAAUGAUAUUUGCUUAACAAAAUGUUUAACAGUCAUAAUGAUUAAACAAGCUACUUUCUUGA